This is a messenger RNA of Glycine soja, 1305 nucleotides long. Its product is annotated as probable polygalacturonase At3g15720. Gene Ontology annotation, biological process: carbohydrate metabolic process. Lineage: Eukaryota; Viridiplantae; Streptophyta; Magnoliopsida; Fabales; Fabaceae. The record is from RefSeq and is a predicted model, not a curated record. Bases 72 to 1238 code for a protein of 388 amino acids. The transcript is spliced from 8 exons. Gene Ontology annotation, molecular function: polygalacturonase activity.
AUCAACUCUCCAAGUCUUAAUCUUUCAAAGAGAAUUCAACAAAAAUAAGAGAAAUUUCUCUAUCGUGAAAUAUGCAAAGCCUAAUCACUUGUGUUUUGAUUAUUGCUUUUAUUUCACCAUGUUUAUGUCAUAGGUGGAAUGUUGGAACCCAAAACACAAUUUAUAAUGUGAUAGAUUUUGGUGCCGUGGGAGAUGGCAAAACAGACGAUACACAAGCAUUUUUAAAAGCAUGGCAAAGCAUGUGUGAAGCACAAGGGACAUCAACUCUAUUAAUACCACCAAACAAAGUAUUCUUGGUGACGAGCAUGUUACUAAAGGGUCCUUGCGUCGCCCCAAGUGUUCAAAUUCAGCUUCAAGGGGUAAUAGUUGCACCUACCAAGGAUGCAUGGGUGGAAGGUAAUCUGAAUACUUUGAUUAUGAUCUCAAAUGUAAACGGUCUCACAAUUGAUGGAAGUGGUGGAUUAAUCGAUGGCUACGGUUCUGCUUGGUGGGCAUGCAAAUCUUGUCCACGACCAUCGGUUCUUAUUAUCAAUUCCUGCAAUUCUGUUAGUGUUACUAAUCUGAACAUGAUUAAUAGUCCAAAAUCUCACAUACACGUAAAUGGUUGUGAGGGUGCCACAUUUUCUCAUAUUAAUAUUAGUGCUCCCGGUGAUAGUCCUAACACUGAUGGAUUUGACAUUUCUACUUCCAAAAAUAUCAUGAUCGAAGAUUCAACUAUAGCCACCGGUGAUGAUUGUAUUGCCAUCAGUGGUGGCUCCUCCUACAUCAAUGUUACUGGGAUUGCUUGUGGACCAGGCCAUGGAAUAAGCAUUGGCAGCCUCGGUAAAAAGUUUGAUACAGUCCAAGAAGUUUAUGUACGAAAUUGCAGCUUCAUAAGAACUACAAAUGGAGCAAGAAUCAAGACAUUUCCAAAUGGAAUGGGUUAUGCGAAACAAAUUACUUUUGAGGAUAUCACCUUAGAACAAACUCGCAACCCAAUAAUUAUAGAUCAAGAAUAUCGUGAUUUAACGAAUCAAGCAGUUGAAGUCAGUGAUGUGACAUACAGAGGAAUUCAUGGAACAUCUCUAGAUGGAAGAGCUAUUACCUUAGAUUGCGGCGAGUCUGGUUGUUAUGGAAUUGUAUUGGAUCAAAUCAACAUUGUCUCUUGUUUAACAGGAAAGUCUGCUUCGUGUUUUUGCAAUAAUGCUCAUGGAACAGCUACAGCUACAAAUCCAAAUUGUACUUGCUUAUUACCAUGAAAUCCUUGUUACCCACUCAAACAUAUCUAUAAGUGAAAUAAUGAGUAUUAUCAUAUUACUUUUUCAA